UUGACGGAGAUGUGUGACCUCUUGUCGCGAGGUCAAGGUUUGCGAGUAUAGUGCGAGCCCGCGCGAGGACCAAAGUUAGACAAAGAAGGUGAGAUCAAGAUGAGACGGAGGAGAUCUUCGGCGCUGAAGGUCGUGCGAGAACUGGACGCCUUCCCCAAAGUAGAGGAUGACUGCGCCAAACCCACAAGCCGCGGAGGAACUCUCUCUCUCCUCUCCCUCUCCAUCAUCUCCCUACUGGUGGUGUCAGAAUUCUUCUACUACCGCGGGACGGAGACUAGCUACAAGUACUCCGUCGACACCGACAUGGAGGCCCAACUGCUCGUCACGAUAGACAUGACGGUAGCCAUGGCGUGCAGACAUCUUGGGGCCGACCUCAUAGACCACGCGGGCGAGAGCAUGCAACUGCACGACGUGAUAAAAAUGGAUCCGGUCAGUUUCCAACUGAGCGAGCUGCAGGCGAGUGUACUACGAGCGAAGCAGCGUCUGCAGGAGCAGUACAACCACGCCAAGGCCCUGGGAGAUUUGACAGUGAUUGAAGGUAUACGAGACAUCAAGAUGCCUCAGGGAGUGAAGAAGGAGGAGAUGGGCAGGCAUGCAGACUCCACGGGGCUUUCCCCGUGAAGAAGGUGGCUGGGAACUUCCACAUUACGACCGGUCGCUCGAUCCCUCACCCUCAGGGCCACGCCCACUUGACGAUGAACGUUCCUCACGGCGCUGUAAACUAUUCUCACAGAAUCGACCAGCUGGCGUUCGGCCCGCCCAUUCCUGGUGUUCUGAAUCCCCUUGACGCCGCCACAAACUAGUGGAAGAUCGCAACCACCAAUUCCAGUACUACCUACAGGUUAGUGCCAACGAAGUUUCGAACACUCCACAACUACCUGACUACCAACCAGUACUCUGUGAGAGAGAGGAACAGAACCAUCGACCACAGGCAAGGCAGCCACGGAAUGGCCGGGAUAUUCUUCAAGUACGACAUGAGUCCACUCAUGGUCGAGGUCCAGGAGACUCGAAGACCACUCUGGCAGUUUCUGAUACGACUGUGUGGAAUUGUGGGCGGGAUUUUCGCCACCUCGGGCAUGCUCAAUUCAUUUGUAGGGUCUCUGACUGAUGGCGUACUCAGCUGCCUUCUUAGGGGGAAAGGUCAGAGUUCGUCGACAUCGGAUUAGUGUUGUAGUAAUAAAAUAGCCGAUGUUUUUUCAAUUUUCAUGAUAUUAUAUAUGAUGUACAAUUUUCUCCUCCUACUAUUGGUCAGGCAACAUG
This is a messenger RNA of Geodia barretti, 1260 nucleotides long. The record is from the annotation of a GenBank genome assembly. Lineage: Eukaryota; Metazoa; Porifera; Demospongiae; Tetractinellida; Geodiidae.